This is a messenger RNA of Mercenaria mercenaria, 7975 nucleotides long. RefSeq names its product NFX1-type zinc finger-containing protein 1-like. Lineage: Eukaryota; Metazoa; Mollusca; Bivalvia; Venerida; Veneridae. Bases 96 to 6014 code for a protein of 1972 amino acids. Gene Ontology annotation, biological process: regulatory ncRNA-mediated heterochromatin formation. The transcript has 2 exons. Gene Ontology annotation, molecular function: helicase activity. The record is from RefSeq and is a predicted model, not a curated record. Gene Ontology annotation, cellular component: nuclear RNA-directed RNA polymerase complex.
AGGUACCUGUUCAGACCGAAAGAGCAAAGACUAACACUUACUCAGUCAGGUCAUUUUAAUCUUGGGGACUCACAAAAAGCAAUUAAAUUGAUACCAUGGCAACGAAUGAAGAGACUGAUCUAGGUUCGGAUGAUAAACAGUACCCGUUAAUGAUAAUACACGAAAAUGUGGAUCGACCAGUAGAACAACGGGAACCAGCAAGUUAUCGUGGGUUAGCAAAUCAACGCGGUAGAUCACGAGGAUUUCCUGUUCCGGCAGACCAGGAUGAAUCCAUAGUUCGGGUAAACAGCGGAUUAGGAAGAGGCAGGGGAAGAGUUCGAGAAAGAGGUUCUUACAGGGAAAGACCACGUGGAUCGAGAUAUCAGAGUUCAGACAGAAGGUAUGAGGAGUUUGAUAAAAGUAUUGGUCAUAGAGGUAAUGCGAGUAGGCAUCGAGGUCGUUUUCAAACUACGUGUAAUGCAUCUAUGAGAGAAAGGAAGCAUGAUAAAGUUUUAUAUGAUAGAAGAGCACAUUUUUGGGAACGUCAAGGAGGUAAUAGAACUAACGACAGUGCCACAAAUGAGGUAAAUACUUCAGUACACAAAAUAACACCUACAAGAGUAAAAAAACUGUCAGAAUCAAAUUUGAUAACCCUAUCAAAAUCUAAAGAAGAACCAGACGAACUUUUACUAAAAGUAGAUAAACUUUCAACAGGCUUUAUCGAUAUUCUUAGAAAACCACUCGACCCACAUUUAGUUUAUUAUGUAGUACGAAUUUUGAGUAUCAUCGUUCAUUCCACACAGACAGCUCAUUUAAGAGAUAUCAUGAGAGAAGUUGAAUCACAUAUGUUAAACAACCUUUCAGUUCUGCUUCAUGAUUUAAGCAUGAAGGAUCAAAAUCUGUCAAAUUUAUGGGAAGUUCAAAGUAACACAGAAAAGUUUCUUUUGAAUAUUAUAGAAAUUUUAAAAGUCAUUCUCACAAUCAUUAGUCCAUCGCUAGGUAAGUGUUCAGCUUUACUUAGUGCAGCUAGGAAAGUUAAAGAAGAGCUUAAUUUAGAUAGUAUAGAAGCUGCACUUGAAGACGUUGAAACCCUUUUAAAAACAGUUAAAACAAACAAAGAAUUAAAAGAAAAGAAACAAGUUGAUGUACGUUCUAGCACAAAGACACAGACAGAGCCUCCAAAUUCUUUUCGUGAAAUACCUGUAUUCCCAGAGCUUAAAGAUCUUCAAUUAGAUGAAAAACCAUUUCUUAGGGCAAAUAAAGUUCAAGGCAAGUAUGACAACCUUGAAACUUACCUGGACAUACAGUACCGCCUGCUACGCGAAGACUACAUGCAACCUUUGCGUAAAGGCAUUUCUGAAUACCGUGAAUGUAUGAAGUCGGGUGGGUCGGUCAGAAAAAUUAAAGAGCUGAAACUGUAUCAGUCUGUCAAAAUUAUGUAUCCAGUCUGUUCUCGACAAGGAAUUAACUAUGUUUUACAGUUUGACGUAUCAAAUCUCAGGCAUUGCAACUGGACAAGAAGACUGAUACAUGGCUCUCUUCUUUGUUUGUCUAACGACAAUUUUGAUACUGUUUGGUAUGCGACAGUCACAGACAGGGACGAAUUGCAGUUGAAAGACGGAAACCUUACAGUUCACUUUGAAAAUGCUAAUGAACUUUCCGAUAGUCAGAGAAAUGCAGAGUUUGUUAUGGCUGAAACUUCUGCUUUCUUUGAAGCGUAUAGAUUUAUUCUCGAGGGACUUCAGGAAAUUGAAGAUCACAUACCUUUUGAAAGAUAUUUAGUUAACUGUGAAACGUCGGUCAAGCCUCCAAGAUACCUGCUAGGUGAUGGAGGACCGUAUUUUGACUUUACAAACUUACUGCACGAAAAGCUUGAUACGCCUACAUUCCCAGUUUUGAACACGCGACAGUGGCCAAAACCUGCCGAACUUGGCUUAGAUCAAUCACAGUACACAGCCCUGCAAAGAGCGAUAACAAAAGAGCUUGCAAUAAUUCAAGGUCCACCUGGUACUGGAAAAACAUUCGUCGGCUUGAAAAUAGCUCAGCUGUUGUUGGAUAACCAAGCUGUCUGGAAAGGAAAAAGAUGUGCCCCAAUUCUAAUUGUUUGUUACACAAAUCAUGCUCUUGACCAGUUUUUACAGGGUCUGAUAGAAAUUGGAAAAACAAACAUUAUUCGCAUCGGCGGCAGGUGUAAGAACGAAUCAGUUGAACCGUAUGUUCUGCGCAAUGUCAAACACAGACGAAUAGAGCACGGACAGAUGCAUCACCAUUUAAACGAAAAUGAGAGAGAAUGUAAAGCAGAUCUGAAAGACUGCGAACAAGAAAUAGAGAAAAUCAACAGUAGAAUAAAGAAAUCUGAAACAAGGAUUCUUCAGUACGAAGCUGUUAAGUCUUUUAUGACUGAAGAGCAGCAGGAUGCAUUUGAAUCGUCGCAUACGGAAGAUGAGUUACAAAAUUGUUUGACAAAAUGGCUUAAUGUUUAUGAAUCACAGCAAACAGAAAUUGGUUUGUCGCACGAAGAGCGAAUAAAAAAGAUUUGGCAAGAAUACAUUUUGAAACAAGUUGAACCUAUGACAGACACAGAAAGGCAGUAUGUUGACGAUAUUUUUUCACUUGAACUUUUGCAAAGAGCUGCAUUAUACAAAGCAUGGAUUUUAGAAUUUGAAUCAAAUGUUCGCAGACUUAUUGAAACUGACCAGGUACAACAAGAUCCAAAGAUAAAUGAUGAAUUGAUAGAUAUCCUUUCUCAAGCAGAAAUCUCCAUUUUGAAAUUAGAUCAGCUUAAUACUUAUGUAAGCCGAUCGAACACAAAAAAGCAACUAAAGAAAUUGUUGAAAAUGAAACUCAAACAUGAAGGUAAUUGUUUAUCCCAAUGGCUGUGUGUGACUACUUCAAAGAAAUCAAUUUCAAAAAUUAAAAAGGUUCUUGAGGACAAUGUUUACCGCUAUGGCGACAGUUCGGCUGCAUACAAGAACUUUAUAACUGAUGGGGACGAUAUGGAGGAAGAACGGGAACUUGAUGAGGAAGAUCCAUACCUCUUAGACGCAUCAAAUCUGAAAAUGAAAAUAAAGAAAGCAGAGGCCAACCGCUCUCAUGAAAAGCAGGAUGGAGAGUGGAUUCAGAUUUGGAAUGAGAAAACACGUUCUCAUUUGAUUAGAACAAUGUUGAGAAAAUCAACAGUUCUAACUGCACAAAAAGCGGAGAAAAUGACUCAUCUGUGGGGAUUACCUCUUCAAAUGCGCAGAAAUUUGUAUGCUUACUGGGUCGAAAGUUACCGCACAUAUUGGAAAGAGAAGGUUCAACAGUACGAAAUGAAGUUUAAUGAAGCAACAAAAAAGCUUCAAGAGGUAAGGGAUAUGGAAACAAUUGAAACUUUAAGAGAUUCUGAUAUAAUGGGGAUGACAACCACUGGCGCAGCUAAAUACAGAAAUAUACUUCAACGUAUUUGUCCACAAAUAAUUAUUGUUGAAGAAGCCGCUGAGGUAUUAGAGUCACACAUAGUUACUACACUAAACAAAUCCUGCCAACAUCUAAUACUGAUUGGGGAUCACAAACAACUCCGACCAUCAACAACAGUAUAUGCUUUGGCCAAGAAGUUUAAUAUGGAUAUUUCAUUAUUCGAAAGAAUGGUACGCAACGGCAUUCCUUGUGUUACACUAAAUGAACAGCAUAGAAUGCGUCCCGAUAUAUCUAUGUUAUUGACCCAUGAAAACCUAUAUCCUGGACUUCGUAAUCAUCCUAGUGUUUAUGACUAUGAUAAUGUGAAAGGCGUAGAUAUAAACGUUCAGUUUAUAACCCACGAAGAAGAAGAAACAAGUUUAUUCGAAUCGACUACCUAUACAAAUCCGCAUGAAGCGAAAUUCGUUGCCAAGCUUUGUAGGUAUUUGCUCAAUCAAGGAUAUCGUCGUGAUGAAAUUUCAGUUAUAACACCCUAUAUGGGACAAGUCCUGCUAAUUCGAAAUGAAAUGCCAAAGUCAGACUUUGAAGGGGUUCGCAUUACAGCAGUCGACAAUUUCCAGGGCGAAGAAAAUGAAAUCAUCUUGCUGUCUUUAGUAAGGAGCAGAUCCAUCGAAAAUAUUCCACAAAAGAGAAACCCUAUUGGAUUCGUUGGAAUAGAAAAUAGGAUAUGUGUUUCCUUAUCGAGGGCGAAAAGGGGAUUUUAUGUUAUUGGAAACUUCAAACUCCUUGAGGAAUGUAGUGAUAUGUGGGCCUGUAUGAUUCACAAAAUGAGACAGAAAGGAUUGGUAAAAGAAGGUCUUGAACUCAGAUGUCAAAACCACCGAGAUACUGUGAUUUUCGCAAAAUCCGCUGCAGAUUUUAGAUAUGUGCCAGAAGGUGGAUGCAACCUUUCAUGUAAUGCAGAGUUAUCAUGUGGUCACUUCUGUCCAAAAAGUUGUCACCCAACGGACAGAGAUCACCAGACCAUCCUCUGCAUGAAACCAUGCGAAAAGAUAAUUUGUAGUGAACAACACCAGUGUACGAAGCAUUGUUACCAAGACUGUGGUCAAUGUGAAACACUUGUGGAGAAAGAGAUCCCAAUGUGUGGUCAUAAAACAUUAAUGUCCUGUCAUAAUGAUCCAUUUAAAUGGGAGUGCAAACAGAAAUGUGACUUUGAGUUGCCUUGUAAGCAUGCCUGCAAUAGACAAUGCUCAGAAUGCACCAAAGAUAAACAUCAUGAAACAUCAUGCAAGUUUGAAAUAGUCAAAAUUUUGGAAUGCGGACAUGAAAAAUCGAUGAUGUGUCACGAGGAUCCCAAAAUAGUUGACUGUGAAGAGAUGUGUGAGAGUACGCUUGAUUGCAAGCACAAAUGUUCAGGGCGGUGCGGGAAGUGUUUUGGUGGAAGAAUUCAUCAAGGCUGCAGCGCAUCAUGCGGAAAGAUUUUACCAUGUGGUCAUCAAUGUACAUUUCCUUGCAGUGAGUUUUGUCUGCCAUGUACAAAACCGUGCGAGUUCACCUGCUCUCAUGGUACCGAAUGUAAACGAAAAUGUUACGAAAAAUGCGAGCCUUGUAUUUAUGACUGCCACUUUAGUUGUGACAGACACAAAAUAAAAUGUACCUUGGGAUGCAAUGAGUUAUGUGAAGUUCAGCCUUGUUCUUCUGUUUGCGGAAAGGAACUAGAAUGCAAUGAAGGCCACAAAUGUAGAGGAAUAUGCAGGGAGAAAUGUUUUUGUAUCGAGUGUCAAAAAGAAAAAGUUAGAAUCGAUCAAGGAGAAGUGUUUGAUAAAAAUACAGUUUUUAUACAGCUCCCAAACUGUUUCUGUAUCUUGGAAGCAGGAAAAUUUGGUCGUCAUAUUAGAAAGGACAUAUUGGAAAGACAAAGGGGCUUUUGCAAACGAUGUCCCUAUUGCAACAAGCCAAUUACCAAGCACAUCAGAUCAUUUACAAAUGUUUUGAAGGAAACUAGAAACAAAGUUGUGAAAGAAUUUGAAAGACUAACAGGAACAAUACAGGAACGUCGAAUUAGAAUAGCGACUCUUUCGAAAGAAUUCAAACUGCUUGAGAGGAAAGGCCUUUCUAAAAAAGAUACUGAUAUUGUUUUAAGACAACUUUUGCCGUAUAAUUUUGGGUUUUUGCAUUAUGCCGAUACUAUGAAAGGCAGAAUAAGAGAGUUGUUAGAAAUCUUAAUUUUCAUGAAAGGUUCAUCUGCAUCAGUUGCAGUUCAGUAUGUUGAAGGGGUUGUUGAUCCAUUGAAGCUAAAAGAUAUGUUACUGAGAGGUAAACGUUUUACAACUACGCAGUUCUGGCGAGAAGUUGACCAAGAACUACAAAGACUGCGCCUAUGGGCUCAUUUCCACGUUCUUAAUGAAAGAACAGAAACUCUGGGAAAGGUACCAGAAGAAAUAGAUGAUAUAAUAACACAAGUUUUUCAGCUUAUCUCAAGGAGAGAGUUCAACCAAUCCAUAAAAACGACGUUAUCGACCAUUUACAAACGAACAAAUGCCUUACUGAAGGAAGGACAGCUUAGCGGCUUUAACAAUGUGAGCUAUAGGCAGCAGAUAGGAGAAAUUAAAUCACUGUUGGACGAAACACUAUAAAUCCCGUGAAUUAUAGUCAGAAUGAGAUGCACUGUAAAGAACAUACAUACAUUUUCUUGAAAAUAUAAUAAGUAAGAGUUUUUAGAACUGAACUUUUGACAUCUUGAUUACUUUUAUUGAUGAAACGUUAUUGUAACACAACUCUUUUAGAAUUUGACAUAUUACAUGUCUAAUUAUGUUUCAUUAUCUUAUCAUAAUAAAACUCCAGAUGAGGUGAGCAUUUUUUAAGAAAUUUUAAGAAAUUACUGAGCAAAAUCAUUUUGAGAUUUUACAUUUUUUAGAAAACUACUGUAUCCCAUGAUCAUUUACAUUACAGAUACCAACGACUGAAUUUAUGAGGCAUUCUUUUGUACAUGUUGUAGGUCAUUUUAUAGUUGUUGCUGUCGUUGUUUUUUUACUCAAGAUUUUAACAAUCGAUGCGAAUUUUUAUGUUAAUACCAGUCUAUAUUGCUUUUACUCUAAUGAAAAGUAAUGUAUUAAAAGUAUUUAGUAAGUGUUCAUUUGCUUUUAUGAAGUUUGCAUAACGUGCGUUUGUGAUGAGAAUUAUUUGAAUCCUUCAUGCUUAAUCACUGUGAAUUAUACUGAUGUACAGAUUAUAUUGGAUUAAACAUUAUGUCUCUUUUUAUUUUAGUAUAAUAUAUCCUUGUGUAUAUAUUAUCACGUUACAUUACUUCUUGUAUAAGUUGCCGGUCCACAGGUUGUGUAUAUGACUGGUCUGUAUUUAAAAUGUUUGCUGGGCUGAAAAGCGGUGAAAAUAUAUUCCUCAUAUCACGUAGUAAAACUCUUAUAGAUUUAUUGUUGCUUGGGACAAAUAGUUUUGACUGUUUACUGGCAAACAUUCAAAGUGUGCGUGCGUGCGUGUGUGCUCAAAUGACGUACUAAUUAUCUGCUAUUGAAAUUAGCUUCAUUGAUAAUCAUGCGAUAUACUGUACAACACAUGUGGUAGUCUGUGCAACAUAAGUGGUAAAGGAAAAAUUUUGCCAGAGUACAUCCACAACUGCCGCAAAAAACGCAUGACCUAGACAUUUUUACUAAUCUGUUUGUGUUAACAGUUUUUCUUUGAUGGCGUCAAAAAGUUAGGAAUACGAAUCGGAUUUAUUGUAAAUAGUUAUAUUUUUCAGACUGGGUUUGAUAAGAAUUUACUCGUAAUGUUUUAAUGUUUAUGGUUAUACUUAACGUAUCAACGAUAAUUAAGAUGCUAUUUCUGUACCUAGAAUUUGUAUAAACAUUUGUUGUAUACAUUACAGAUUAACGUGUUAAUAUCAUAUUUUAAUGCGAAUAGAUUUAUCUAAUUCUCUGCAAUUAAAAGAAAUCGGGUAUAUUUGACGGAGACUUACUACAAAUCCUUUUUACACAAUCUGUUUAUAGAGUGAAAUUGUUGAGUGAACACCGCUUGUCAAUCUUGUCCAUGUUAUAUCAAUGCAAUGAAAAAGUUAUCUAUCUAUGUUACCUGCAUGCUAUACAGGAUAACACAAGCAUGCAUCUAACAUACUUAUUUUUUCAUACUUCUAAAUAUUUUCCUCAUACUUAGACGCAUAUAUAGGUAGCAGAGAUUUUUCUCUUUCCAGCAGUAGUAUUCUCAACAAAUUUUACCUUGAGAAAUUCUAUGUGUUUUAACAUUUAAAAAAAAUCGCCUGUUUGUUGACAAAUUUCACAACAAAAAUGUUACAUGUUCUACAGGGCAUUUCUUGAUUUGGUUUUACAUAUUUUUCUUUUCAUAUUACAGACUAUUUGAGAAAUACUGCAUGCUUUUUCUCAUUCAUAGAGACAAAGAGUGCAUGGUUAGCAGGAAUUAAUAGCUAUGUAGUCACUAAAGUCACCAUUUCUUUCCAAAUACAUUACACUGUAUCAUUUAUAACCUUAAGAAUGAGUUUUAGUGCCCUUAAUUAUAACGACAAUUAAAUAAAGCAAUAGAAAUUAUUAUGCGAUUCAGUGAGCUCAACUAAACAAUUUCAAGCACA